This is a messenger RNA of Lachnellula hyalina, 546 nucleotides long. RefSeq names its product ADP-ribosylation factor-like protein (gene ARL2). NCBI's taxonomy places the organism in Eukaryota, Fungi, Ascomycota, Leotiomycetes, Helotiales, Lachnaceae. Gene Ontology annotation, biological process: protein folding. The record is from RefSeq and is a predicted model, not a curated record. Bases 1 to 546 code for a protein of 181 amino acids. Gene Ontology annotation, molecular function: GTP binding; GTPase activity. Gene Ontology annotation, cellular component: cytoplasm; microtubule cytoskeleton. The transcript is spliced from 6 exons.
AUGCUCUCGAUAUUACGGAAAGCGAGAUUGAAGGACAAAGAGAUGCGCAUUUUGAUGCUGGGACUGGACAAUGCGGGCAAGACGACUAUAGUCAAAAAGAUUAUGGGCGAAGAUGUCAACAGCGUGAGCCCAACUUUGGGGUUCAUUAUUAAGACUAUAGAUUAUGAGGGAUAUAAGCUUAACAUUUGGGAUGUUGGUGGCCAGAAAACACUUCGAUCAUAUUGGAGGAAUUACUUUGAAAAGACUGAUGCCUUGAUCUGGGUUGUGGAUGCGACAGACCGGCUGCGGAUCGAAGACUGCAAAGAGGAACUACACGGCCUGUUGCAAGAAGAGAGGCUCUCGGGUGCAAGCUUGCUUGUAUUUGCGAAUAAAACGGAUGUAAAUGGAUGCAUGGAUGAAGCAGAAAUCCAGGAGGGACUUCGAUUGAACGACAUCAAAACUCACAAGUGGCAUAUCAUUCGUUGCAGUGCCAUCACGGGUGCAAAUCUCCAAGAAGGUCUAGCAUGGGUUGUACAGGAUGCCAAAGCAAGGUUGUUCCUAUACUGA